GUAUUUGGAUGCGAAGUCAGCCCAGCAGACUGACAGCUCGGUGGCUCGAAAUGUCACUGCUUCUUUGGAGAUAAAACCCGCUUGAAUACGAUGGACCUCCGGACAGCUGGCUGAGCAGAACGGACAGGGACUCCCGGGAGCUUUUAUUUUCAUUGUGGGCAAAUUGGGUUACUGACCUGGCUGGAACCUGUUCGGAUGAAACCACACGCCCAAGUAAGCGACGAUGUCGGUGGAUGUUGCUGCCUUCAGUGUCCAGGUUGGGCUACAGUAAACGCCAAUUGUUUACGUACUUAAAUAAAAAGCUGCUCUAGCCGGAAGACGCAAGCAAAGCCUGGAAAACCUGCAAUAGCUUGUUAUACGUCCGGAAUAAAAAAUAUUGCAUGAUUUUUUAUUAUUAUUAUUGUUGUUAUUAUUAUUAAUACGGACUGCGAAUCUAUCGAUAAAGAAACAUGGAGACGAAGCAGAUUUUUUCAUCGCCUUAUUUCGGCUCUCGCCCUCGGAUCAGAGCUUCAGUACAGCUGCACUGCCUCCAUGCAAACCUUCGCUGACAAUAUUUUCCACCUUGUUGCCGCCGUGUGAUGGUGUCUGUUUCUCUUAAGGAAGUCGUGGACAUUCAAAAAAGAGACCUCAUUACAAGAGUAAACUAUUAUCAUUGUACCACGCGUGCUGUUGAGGCUGCAGAAUGAUCCAUGUUGGCAUCCCGUUAAUGUCUCCAGAGAAGAAGAGUUUCUUUUGUAACCAAGAGCUUGUCACCAUCACAAAUGUAGCCCAGCGGAGGCGACUGAAACAGGCCUCUGCACAGAGACGUGGACUCUGCUGCUGGAUGCUGAACAUCGUGCCACUUUCCUGUUCUGUGUUGAAUACCUGCCGCCCAGGCGUCAGCGUCUUUCUCUGAUUCCCCCCCAGCUGUCUUAGUACAAUGGACAAGGCUUUUUUUUUAUUGAAGGCUGUUCAGGGAUGUUGAACCGGCUUACGAGUGGCCAUGCAUAUAGGAUUUAGCCUGGACCGACUUGUGUGGAUGUAGGGCGAAAAUCCAGCGGGUAUUUCCAAACACACACACUACCACAGAGGAGGAAACAGCCCGUGUUCAUGGAGAUGGCAGGCGGGGGAGGUGCAUCUGCUCUGGGCUGGAUGAGAUAUAAUGAGGACCCCUGCUCAGAGGAUUUCAAACACAGACUGUGUUUUUUAUUGGCAGCUUAAACAGUCCAUAUUCUACUCUAAAACUAAUCCGGUGAGGUUUUACUAUCACAUAUGAGGGUCACUGUAGCUCUCAGAACGAGGACACUACUUCUGAAUGGGCUGGCAUGUGUUUAUUAGGGCAAAUAUCGAAAGCUAUGAAUCAUGAGACACUUUUAAGUUUUGUUAAAUUUGAAGGAACUGCACUUGCUUUAACAGCAAUGUAGGAAAAUGUUAGAGUGAACCAUUUCAAACUGAAGGCAUCUGUUCAUCUCAGACGAACACGUUUACAUCUGUGGCAGCUUUCUAAAAGGUACACUUUAGGAAACAAUCUAUUUUGGGGAGGGGGCUACACUCAUGGAUCUAUUUGACCUGCUGAUCAUUGUCCCUGAGUGACCUGCCUUUGGGGAAUACAUGUUACAUACACACUGUGCAGCCAUAGCACGGCAGCAACUGGUGACAGGAUUUGGCACAGUUUCAAACACAGGAUGUGGUGAUGGGGGGGAGCCGUCGCAGCUUCCUUUGAUCCCCUCAACCCCCCUCCACUGGUGGUCGAGGACACCUUGUCUCUGUAGAUGGGCCCUGUAUGGAUUUUGUGCUUGAGUUGACAGAGGGCAGGCCCAUAGAGUCAAACAGCAGUCAGGCUGCCAUGAACCCAUACGGCAGAGCAAGCAGCACAGCAGCCCCCCUGUCCUGCACCAGCUGUGGGGGCUGCUGCUCGCCGCCUCCCCCUCGUCUAAUCCCACCAGGGCCUCCUUCCUCUUCUACCUCCUCCUCCUCCAUGCCCCUGAAUAUGACCCCACCACCGCCGAUGUUUCCAGCUCCGGUGGUGCAAGUAGAGAAUGGCAGCAGCUGGAACUCCUCCAUCAUAUCCUCUUCGGACUCCCCAGACUCUCACCCUGGUCACAGAUGUGGGGGGAAUAACCCCAACCCCUACUGGACAGCGGUGUUCGACUAUGAGGCCACGGCAGAUGAGGAGCUGACCCUACGGCGUGGGGACCUCCUGGAGGUCCUCUCCAAAGACUCCAAAGUGUCUGGGGAUGAGGGUUGGUGGACAGGCAAGAUCCAGGACAAGGUGGGUAUAUUUCCAAGCAACUAUGUCACAAGAGGGGGCUCCGCCAACUACCAGCAGCUGACCUCAGCGGGGCUGGUGGCAGGUGGAGUGGGUGAUUGCCCCUUGGAGAUAGACUUCUCAGAACUGCUCCUGGAGGAGGUGAUUGGAGCGGGUGGGUUUGGGAAAGUGUACAAAGGAGUAUGGCGGGAAGAAGAAGUAGCAGUAAAGGCGGCCAGACAAGACCCUGAUGAGGAUAUUAGUGUCACAGCAGAGAGUGUGCGACAGGAGGCCAGACUUUUCUGGAUGCUUCGGCACCCCAACAUUAUCUCUCUGCGGGGGGUCUGCCUACGGGAGCCCAACCUGUGCUUGGUGAUGGAAUAUGCCAGAGGAGGGGCUCUGAAUCGAGCACUCGCUGGAAAGAAGGUUCCUCCACGGGUUCUGGUGAACUGGGCAGUCCAGAUUGCCACAGGAAUGGAUUACCUACACAACCAGGCUUUUGUACCCAUCAUCCACAGAGACCUCAAGUCCAGCAAUAUUCUCAUCUUGGAGCCAGUGGAGCGGGACGACUUGUGGGGGAAAAUCCUGAAGAUCACAGACUUCGGUUUGGCCAGAGAAUGGCACCAGACGACAAAGAUGAGUGCGGCAGGGACGUACGCCUGGAUGGCCCCGGAGGUCAUCAAGCUCUCCCUCUUCUCCAAGAGCAGCGACGUGUGGAGUUUCGGUGUGUUACUGUGGGAGCUGCUGACAGGCGAGGUUCCCUACAGGGAGAUAGACGCUCUGGCAGUGGCUUAUGGUGUGGCCAUGAACAAGCUGACUCUUCCCAUCCCGUCAACGUGCCCUGAACCUUUUGCUCAGCUGCUGGCAGAGUGCUGGAGCUCAAACCCGCACAGCAGACCUUCCUUCACCAGCAUCCUGAGGAGACUGCUGGCCAUCGAGCAGUCUGCUAUGUUUCAGAUGCCUCUGGAGUCUUUCCACUCGUUGCAGGAGGACUGGAGGCUGGAGAUCCAGCAGAUGUUUGAUGAGUUGCGAGCCAAAGAGAAGGAGCUGAGAUCAUGGGAGGAGGCGUUGGCUCGAGCUGCAGAGGAGCAGAGGGAGCAGGAGGAGCAGCUGAGGAGGCGAGAGCAGGAGCUGGCGGAGAGAGAGAUUGACAUCGUGGAGCGAGAGUUGAACAUCAUCAUCCACCAGGUGUACCAGGAGAAACCCAGCGUGAAGAAGAGGAAGGGCCACUUUAAGAAGAGCCGCCUGAUGAAGCUCGGACGAGACAGCAACUGCAUCAGUCUGCCAUCUGGCUUUGAGCAUAAGAUCACAGUUCAGGCAUCUCCCAGCGUGGACAAGAGGAAGACUCAGGGCAGCGAGAGCACCACCCCUCCUGCCAGCCCGGGUGUCAUACCCCGACUCAGAGCCAUCAGACUGACGCCGAGUGACGGCAGUAAGACGUGGGGUCGCAGCGCCGUGUGUAAGAAAGAAGACUUGACGGCCAACAAGAAGAAGGGACGCACCUGGGGACCAAGCUCCACCCACCAGAAGGAGAGAGUGGGAGGGGAGGAAAAGCUGAAAUCGCUGGGUGAAGGGUGCAAAGUUUGGUCGUCCAGUGCACCAAAUCUGGGAAAGUCCCCUAAACAUGCGCCUAUGACAGCUGGCUUCUCCAGCCUCAAUGAAAUGGAGGAGUACUGUGAGUUUGAGGAGUCCCCAGGGUCCCUGCAGCCCUCAGAGACCAGCAGUAAUGGAGCAGUGGAUGACUCUGGGUCUCUGUGGAGCAGCCUGGGCACAAACACGUUACCUGCUGUGGGUGGAUCCUGUCAGGGGCCCAGCAGCGUGGGGUCAGGGGCAAGCUACCAGGACUCGCUCCGCCGCAGCAGCCAGAGGAAGAAGAGCGACAUGUUUCUGCUUGGUUGUGCCUCUCUACUCGCGUCUGUCGGCCUCGGACAAGACCUGCUGCAGUUCGGAAAACUACAGGUGCUUCAGGAUGAGCAGGAUCUCAAAGAAGAGCAGCGGAAGAAGAAGGAGGGUAUCUUCCAGCGAACAGGGCGGUUCCGUCGCAGCACCUCCCCGCCCAGCAGGAAUCUCUCCCUCUCCCUCUCCAGACAUCACGACUCCACCCUCCCCUGUAUGGACCCGUCCCCUUCUGUCACACUCCUCUCCCUUUCCUCUCUAUCUGACUGUAACUCCACUAAGUCCCUCCUUCCCUCCGACCCGGAGGAGUACUCGCUUACCCCCAUGACGGGGGUCAAAACUCCAGUAGCAACCCCAGCUCCCGCCCUUAACCCGCUCCUGGACCUGCGGGCAGAGAGCUUCAAGAAGGAGCCCAACCAGUCGCUGACGCCCACCCAUGUGUCUGCAACCAUGGCUAUGAACAGGGGUCACAGACGGACCCCUUCAGACGGGGCGAUUCGACCCAGAGCGCAGACUCUUGGACAUCACAGGACGCCGUCAGAUGGGAGCAUGCCAAUGCCUCCUCCCCCUGGAGCACACCUCAAGACUCCAAACAAAGGAACACCAGACAGUCUGGACUUCCCUCGCCUUCCCGACCCCUCCACUAUUUUCCCAAUUCCACAGCGGCGCAAAGCCCCACCUCCACCUAUCCCUGACCCUCGUCCUCUCUGCCUCAUCAGCCCCCUAGAGAGACCUAAGACUCUUGAAUUCGCCCCCCGCCCUCGGCCAACUCCGGCCAAGAUGAGAGCUGACCCCUGGAAGCUGGGCUCUCUCUCCCGGACCCUCAGCUCGUCUCCUGGAAGUAGCUGCGAUAGCCCCCUCGGUUCUGGGGACAGCAGCAGCACCGGCACCGGACGACAAAACCUAAUGGACAUGGACGUGGAGGGCCAGAGCGCGGACCAAACUGUCCCUCUGUGUGGACAGCGGAAGCCUGCCACACUAUGUGGGCAACAGUACUCAUAGUGACAAACAGCAAGGGAACAAUUUCAAAUCUGCUUCUCAUGGAUUCAAACCUGAUUCAGGACAGAGGAGCUUGGGCUGUAAAACAAUUCACUAUUUUCCAGACAUUGUCCUUUGACCUCAUGCUCAGGAGGGGAAGCUUAUAUCCUGUUAAAAUGUUGCACUGUUUUAUUCAGUUUGUAAGACAUAUAGACAAUUAGUAGUCAAAAUCAGAGGUGAAAUAUGGCCAAAAAUGUCCUUUCAAACAACAUAUUUGAUGAAUCUACAGCUACAUUCAACACCAUGCUAACAUUCAAUGUCUAUGCAGAUUACAUUUUUAGCUAGCAUUCCCUCAUCUACUAACACUAAUGAGUUCUAAGCUGAUACAACGUUAUCUAGGGAUUUAAGACUUCUCUCUCAUAGUGUAUAAAGCUACCAAAUGACUAUAUUAGCUCUCAGGCACUUGCUAGCUAAAGGUAGCUAAAGGCGUUUUUCCACAGCAGGAACUUUACCCUGGAACAAGGGACUUUACCCCUGAACUAUGUGCGCUUCAACCGGAGGAACCAGGGUCUAAAUGUAGUUCAGGGGUAGAUAAUCUCUAUUUAACUAGUUUAGUUUUUUAUUAAGAUUUCAAAAUAUUAUUUGAUAUUAUUUAUUUUCUCCAUACGUCACUGGCCUGGUUUGCACAAUCUACCUGGGACUUCAGCCCGCGGUCAAAAUGCAAACAACAAUGGGGGCACAGGAACCUUUUAGUUCCAGGAAAGGAAGUUCUGGGGGCUGAAAGACCCCGGAACUCUUGGUCGAAAUGCACCUUAAGUGGCUUGAUGCUAACAUUAGCUGUUGUGUGACAGCAGCUAAUGGGUUAGCUAAUAUGUUCUUGAGUCUGUCUUGAUAUGGGACAUGAUUUCCCUCUAAAUUAUUAGUAAUAAUUGUAUUUUCAUUUGCUGCUCAGUCAAGUAAGGGAUAAUGUAUAGGAAAUGGGUGGUUAUGCAGCCUGACCACCCUGAGAUGGGAACUAACAUUUUUGGCCACAGUGUCAACAGGCUGAGGUGAAAUGUGUAGAACUCUGUUACUAAUUAGAAUCAAGUAUAACACGGUCAGAUACCCUACAUUCACCAGACUUACAACCUAGACAAAGCUGUACAACAUUACAUUACAGAUAGAGCUUCUCGUCCUGAGUGUGACCCCAAAGGAAAAUGGCCGCCAUGCGAAUUAUGUCAAUGCCUACUGAUGUCUGAGCCUAGCAAAGUGCACUCACUAAAAACAGAACAUCCUACUUUUUGUCACGUUUUUGGCUCUUAACUGAAGCUGUUGCUCUCAUGUGCCCUAUUAGUAAGGUGUGAAACCUUUUAGCUAGCUUCUCCCUGCUAGCACUCUCUAACCUGCACCACACUAAGGCUCCUGGCCCAGCACUUCUUAACCCUCCUAUUAAGCCAUCCUAACCUGCUUCCUAGUGUCCCUAUGACCAGGUUGUAGUUCCUACAAGACCCUCAAAAGCCAUUCAAAGUACUUAAAAAGCCACUUUUUGACUUUGCUAAAUGUUCAUUUCACCUGCUUGUGCUUUUGCUUGACUGCUUUCUGCUUGCACUUAAAAAAAUGUUCAUUCACAUUUCACAUAAAAGUCCGUCAUAACAGGAGUCUUUCCCUGAUUACAAGAGGAGCUGGAUCAUUUGACAUUUGUAAUAGAGAGUGUCUUUGUUAUUUUGCACGCUGUUUCUUCUGCUGGUUCACAAACAUCUCCCACAAACCCUCUGCCUUCAUCCUUACACGUGUCAUGUCUCUGCACAUGGGUCCUCAUCCUUUUUUUCCUUCAAGGCUAAGACAGGAGAAAGCCUUUUAAUGGACUGGUCCUCUUCUCAGCCUUGUUCAGUGAAAAACAAACCCUCAGAGUUUAUUUUCUCACUGCUAGCACCUUUGCCGCAGCGACCUGUUAGCAAAAACCUUUUCUAUUGGCUUGGCAAACCAGGUGUGUUUCUCUCUGUGUGGGUGUGUGUACAUAUUACCGUACGUGUGUGGAAGAACAAAUCUGGGCUCUUUUUUUUUUUUUUAUUUGCGUGCUGGUGCUUUUUCAGUGCAUGUUGUUGUAAGUGUGAAUGCUGUUUCAUUCUAAAAAUAAGAGCACACAUCUCAUCUGUUCGUCAGUUAUUUUUGGGAUGAAAACAUUCCUCUCUAGCAGCCAGUAGCACUCUGUUUGGAUCCGGUUAUGCCACUGAAAUGGACACACAAGAAGGGGACUCUGAGGAGGACUUGGACUGUUUGGUUGCUCUGUAUUCUCCUCUGACCGGUCAAAGUCAGUGGCACUUGUGGAGCCAUGUUGUGAAAGUGAACAGCCUCUCUGUGGACUCUAUUCACGGCUGACAAAUCCACUCUUAUCUGCGGAGUUAUUUUCGCACAGUGGACAGUGGUAUUUACUUGACAGUGCAAAUUUCUCUCGGUGAGUAUGUAUGUGUGUGUAAGAGUCUGAAUAUGUGUGUGUGUUGUUAUUUGUAUGGGAUGAUGACAAUCCCGUUGAUAAAAGAGUGAGCCCAAACUCAUUCUCCUCGUGUGGUUAAGAACACUGAGUAUUUAUUAAAUUUAUUGUUAUUAUUGGAAAGGAUUAAUUAUUAUUAUUAUUACUAUUAUUACUACAAUGCUCUUCCUGGGAUAUCUGUAUAUAUUUGUUAAUAUAACAGGAGAAAAAAAACAAGGAAAAAACCUGAGAAAGCAAAACAUCCAUGUUGUCUCCAGUCUCAACCUGUGACAUUUCUGGGUUCAGUGAGGAAAAAGUGUGAAAUGUGAUGAAUGAGACGAAUAAAAAAACAAAAACAAAGAAAGAUGA
Messenger RNA from Notolabrus celidotus (New Zealand spotty), 7919 nucleotides. It is a transcript of the gene map3k10, whose product is annotated as mitogen-activated protein kinase kinase kinase 10. Gene Ontology annotation, molecular function: ATP binding; protein binding; JUN kinase kinase kinase activity. Lineage: Eukaryota; Metazoa; Chordata; Actinopteri; Labriformes; Labridae. Bases 1763 to 5125 code for a protein of 1120 amino acids. The record is from RefSeq and is a predicted model, not a curated record. Gene Ontology annotation, biological process: positive regulation of apoptotic process; protein phosphorylation. The transcript has 11 exons.